Molecule: messenger RNA, 5492 nt
Organism: Brassica napus (rape)
Lineage: Eukaryota; Viridiplantae; Streptophyta; Magnoliopsida; Brassicales; Brassicaceae
Product: F-box protein SKIP22
Exons: 1
Coding region: 4205-5311 (368 amino acids)
Molecular function (GO): protein binding
Source: RefSeq, a predicted model, not a curated record
CAAAACCCUCACCAAAUACAUAAAAAUAUAAUUCUUAUAGUUAGACUUUUAAUAUAUAUAUAAAUAUAUAUUAUAAAAUAAAUAUUAAUAGUAAUUAUAUGAUGAAACAUGUUACUAUUGAUAGUUUAAUGAAUAUACUUUUACGGGUUACUCAAACGGACAUGUAAUAUAUAUAUAUAUAUAUAUAUAUCAAAUAUAAACUAAUUGAACAAAUAUAUUAAUACAAAUAUAUCAUAGAACAUUACAUUAACAUAAAUCGAAGCCACAGAGUAAGAGUCAAUAUUUUAAUUUUUUAAAUAUAACUAUAUAUAUAAAUUAUAAAAAUUAAGAACUAAAUAUAAUAAAAAUAUAUAUCAAAAUUAAAAUAAUAAAUAUUUACAUUUCUAAUGCGAAUAAUGAAAUUAACUUUUAAAUUUAAAUAAGCCAUAGACAAAACAUCAAAAAGCAUCUAAUAAUAUGUGAAUAACAAAAGUAAACUAACUAAAUAAACAAUUAUAUUUUUUCGCAAACGUAAAUCAUUAAUUUGUAAUAGACGUAUACACAUUAUUGAUGCUGAAUCUAUUUUAUUUUUAGUAUGCAUCCCCUCAAAUAUUAAUCCAUUAACAAGAUGGAAAUUUAGUUGGACUAAAAUUGUAUUAAAAUUGGAAUAUCAAUUUCAUAAUAUAUUCACAAUUCAUCUGAACAUUCAUGAAUACAUAUAUAUAUAUUACAAUACUCUAAAUAUAAUAAUAAAUCAAACCGGAUUACAUAUUGGCUCAUCCAUCAGUUCAACCGAUAACCAGAUCUCGGGUUUUAGCAGUUCUUACGGGUUUUAUAGAAUUUUUAAAUAACAAUUUUUAAAAAAAAACUAAAAUGGAUUACAUAUGAACCACCGAAUUUGGAAAUUUAAUUGCGGGUUGGGUUGGGUCGGGUUUCAAAACAUUGAAUAUAAUGUUUCAUUUGUAAUAUCUAAGUGUAAAUACAAUUAAAAUACAAAUUUAUAUCAAAUAAAUUUGGAAUGUUUCGAAAAUAAUCCCGCGCUUUGAAAGCGCGGGUCAAAAUCUAGUCAGUACAAUUAAAACAGUAUCUCUUUUUUAGAUUUACCCCUACUCUUCACUGUGAUAUUACUUUUUGCGUGAUUAUGGAUUUGCAUAACAAUUUAAAUCUCAAUUAAGGAUAUAAAUCGGAAUGAAAAAGACACCAACUAAUCAGCAACGAUCCUCUCCGUACUUUUAUAUAUCUUGCCUAUUAAUAUAGAGUCAAAACUCUAUAAAUUAACAAUGUUAAGACUAUAAAAAUUAAUUAAUUUACAAAAAAAUAAUCCUUUUUUAGAUUUCUCUACUUUAGAAUAUACUUUUUAUAAAAUAAAAAAUAGUUCAUUUUUGUAUAUAUAUAUAUAUAUAUAUAUAUAUUAAUUAAAUUUUAGAAAUUUGACUUUUACAUUGUUUUUUGUUAUACUAAUUGUUGAGUACGAAAUAUGCUUCAUAGAAUUUAAAUGUAGUUUUAGAUAUAACUUUACUAAAUAUUAUCAAAUAUACUGAAAUGGUACACUGUUUUAUUUGUAAUUAUUUAAAUCUUAUACAUAAAUUAAUUUAUGAUUUUAGUGGGAUAAUAUAUUUACAAAGGAUUUGAAAAAAAAAUUAUCUUAUUAUUUUAUUGAUUUGUGUAAUGGUCGAGACCAAAUUUUUUUAUUAAUUUAGCGUGUUUAUUAAGUUAUCGAGUAUUAAUUUAUAAAGCUUCUAUUGUACUACUAAUAUCUUGGUAUAUAUUUUUUUAAUUAAAAUACGACGUUGACAACUAUAUAUUGUUUUCGUUAUGGCCAUUUUUAACAUUUGAUUGAUAUAACUUCUCUUUUGUUAUGAACAUCUUUAAUAUUAAGAAAACGUGACACAUACUAUAUAUGUUCAUCUACUCCUACUUUUCUUGGGAUGGAUCAGAUCACCUCUUACGGUGUCGGUGGCCAAGAAAAGGCGGUUCAGCGAUUGUCCAAGUUAAUGCUUGGUUCUAAAGAUUGUUAAUGUAGGUCAUCUCAGGUUUUAGGCCAGGCAACGUCGACGGCAUCCUUUUCUGGAAAAUGAUUUAGUGUCGCCAUCUUCGUGGAAGGAGAAUAUAAAUGAUUGUUCAUAACUUUGAGGAAGUUGGCUGAUCAAGCUAUCAUCACCACCUCUGGAAACAGAGGGAAUACAAAGUUCACAACUCUGUCACAUUAUCACCUAUUAGUCUCCACAGGCUAAUAGACAAGGAAGUCCGGAUCGGAAUGCCAUCACAGCAAAGCGCCAUAAGAAGAGUUUCAGGAACCUAAUGCCUUUUGUGGUUGAGCUGAUUAUUUCAUCUGCUCAGUCGUACUUUUGCUUCACCUUGUUUUUUCACUUCUUUUUGCCAAGGUUUUGCAAGUUUUAGAUUUGCCUUUGUAAAUCAAACCUUUCAUUUUAUGAUAUUUACAAUUUAGAAAAGGAAAAAAGAAUAAAUGAAAUACAUCUGAUCUAAAUGAUGUUUUUCUUUUCUUUCUAAUGGGCUUUCGUCUGAAACAUUGAUAUAUAUGUUGGUCCAUUUGAUAUCAAUAUUGACAUUGAUGUACUGAUAUUGUAACUGUUAUGAAAUUAUAUAAUAGGUUUUAUAUCAUGCUUAAUACCAUAAAAUAUGUACAUUCCUAGUAUUUUAUAGUUUAGUUUACAUCUCAAUAUCCAAUAUCUAAUACUAGAGUUGAUUUAAAUAUGUGGUUCUUUUAAAAAAUAUACAUUAUUAAAAUUAUUAUACAAAACUAAAAUAAAUUUUCAACCAUUUUACUUAUUUUAAAAUAUUAAACCCCUCGAUAUUAUAAAUAUAUUAUAACAUUACGUAAACAAGAUUUCAAAAUUGAUCCUUUUAAAAAUAAGAUCUUUUAAAUAUCUAAACAAACAAACAAUCUAACAAAAUAUCGAAACUGAUUCUAAGAAAACAAUAUUAAUUUAGUUAAAGAAAGUUGAAGUAAUCACUUAUUCUGAUAAUUUAUUUCAAAUAGUUAUUGAUAAUUUGAUCUCUAUAAUUAUAAAUUUCCAUACGAUUUUAUUAGAAUCAUCAACUUAUUGUACAUGUCUUUUAUAAACUGAUGCUAGACACAUACUAUAUAAUAUUUAUCUUCUAAAGGAAAACAAAUCAAAAAAAUUUAGCAAUAUUAUUAAUUAUAAUUUUAACCUCCUUAAAAAUUAAAUUAUUUUUAUGUAAAACUAUCACAUUCCUUUCGUUUCAUUUUAGUUGUUAUUUUAGGUUUAUGCACACAGAUCAAGAAAACAUUUAAUUUUGCAUAUUUUCAAAAUAAAAAUAUCAUAACCUAUACAUCUAACUAUAUUUCAACCAACAAAAAAAAAUUGUUAAUAAAUUUUGCAUUGAAAACACAAAACGACACUUAAAAUAAAACAAAAUUUUAACUCUAAAAGGAUAACUAAUAUGAAACGGAGGAAUUGAUUUAUUUGCAAAUAUAAUAUUUUGAAAACUUCAAAGCUUAUAAUUUAAUAAACUAUAAAUUAUUGAUAACUCUUCGAAAUUAACUUUUGAUAUAUUCAACUUUGUCAAAUUCCAUCUCCAUAUAUAUAUAAACUAUAAAUUAUUGAUAACUCUUCGAAAUUAACUUUUGAUAUAUGCCACAUUGUCAAAUUCCAUCUCCAUAUAUACAUCUAUUUAAACAUACAUAAUCAACAAAAUUAUAUUCAUAAUUAGGUUACACAUAAUUUGAAACAUAUAAUUUUACAUUUAACAAAUCUUUAUAUCUUUCAGUGGAAUUAUUCAAAAAAGAAAAUAAAUCCACAUUUUCAAAGCGCGGAUCAAAAUCUAGAAAAUGAUUAAGGUUCAUGGUUGGUUCAGUAGUUUGAUUAAAGAUUCAUUAAUAUUUCUACACCAGAAAUACAUUCAAUUUUGUAUUCGACAUGACGGCUUAGGUGAUGCAAUCAUACGUGAAUCCUCAAAAAACAUGUAGAAUUGUCGAAAAAAUGGCUAGAGAUUUUAAAAGGGAUCUAAAUUCCGUAUGUUUAUUAUCUUAAUUUCCAUAAAACCAAAAUACAAUAAAAAUUUAUAUAGAUUAGUUAUUUGACAACAACAAAACAUUCAUAAAUAGGUUUAAAUGGAUUAUCUAAUAGAUACUAAUAGGUAUAACUAACUAAACCAGCUUUAGGUUAACCAAUUUUUUGGAAUUGUUUUUGUUAUAUAAAGAGAAGAAAGCCGCUGUUAGUAGAAGAAAAAAAGAUCAGAAAUGAUGAAGCUGCGUUUGAGACGUUAUGAGACUAGGGAAACCCUAGAAUUUGAACUGGCUGAUACAAGCAACCUCCAUGAUCUCUGCCAUCGGAUCAGUUCAUCUACGCCUUCCUCCGUUCACUUCUCCCUUAAUCGCAAUGACAAGCCGUCUCCCAAGGAUACACUCCGAUCUCGUGGUAUGACUCCCAGUGACCUCAUUUACUACUACUCUCAACACCCCUCUUCUCCGAUUAAUAUUGAGAUCGUUGCAUCUGCUGGAAGCAAAAGGUUAAGCGUACCAUUUCUCUUGAAAAAGGUAUUACUCGAGAAAUCUGGUGAUGAAAGUGGCUUGACUAUCUUGGCUACUUCAGUUCACGCCGUCAUGUUAGAAUCUGGAUUCUUGUUAUUAAACAAUCGUGGCUGCUUUGAUAAGUUCACCUUUUCUAAAGAUCUGCUUACUGUAUCCCUAAGGUAUACUCUCCCUGAGCUAAUCACCAAGACGAGGGUUGAGUAUGUGACUGUUACGUUUCAGAGCUUGAGCAAUACGAUUGUGGUCUACGGAUCGCUAGGAGGCCGUGGGUGUAUGGUGAAAAGGGUUAGUCUCAAUAAGAAUAGGUUUGUGUCCGUUAUCGAUUUGGUUGUGGAUACUUUGAGGUUCGAGAAACAAGCCUCUUGCAGCAGCUACCGCGACGUGUUCACGUUCUGGAAGAUGGUGAAAGAUGGUCUUUCUAUCCCGUUGAUGACGUGUCUUUGCGAGAAGUAUGGUUUGGAACUUCCACCUUGCUUGAUGUUUCUACCAAGGGAGCUGAAGAUGAAGAUACUUGAGUUGGUUCCUGGCGACAGUGUUGCCAAAAUGGCUUGCGUAUGUGCGGAGAUGCAGUGUCUGGCUUCAGACGAUGGCUUGUGGAAACAGAAGUACUUGGAAGAAGCCAAGUAUCUCGUUGUGAAUCGAUCAAGUGUUUCUUGGAAGGCAGAGUUUGCUGCUUUUUGGAAGCAACGCCAAAAAGUUAGAAGUGACAUGGAGAUAAGUCGUCGCAGCGUGACUAGUCCUGGGAUCAUUGCACAGUCUCGCGCUGACCGUAUCAGUAGUCUUCGUGCGUACCGUAGACAACGCCGUCAACGCUGAUGCCCCUUUCCCUUUCCGAAUGUUUAAUGGUGUUUUCCAUAUUAGCUAAUAAAUCCCUUGGAUAUUUUUUUAUUCUUUAGAUAGGUCUUUUGUUUUAGGAUUAGUUUUCUCUUCUCCUUUGCCCUGCUUAUGCUAUUUGGUUGUUAUUUUAUAUCUUUAAAUAAAGCUUUUGACCAACUUA